UGCGAGGUGCUAAGUGUGGGGCGCUAUGGCUGCUUUGCCGGCUGAGGAGAGCGAGCUUGUGGGGGGCACAGAUGGAGACGCCUUGGCUGGCCUGCACCUGGAUGCGAUAAUCGGCUUCAAUGGGCAUGUUCACUGUGGCCUAAUCUGCCACCCAGAUCGGGAGCACCUCAUCUACCCUUUGGGCUGUACAGUCAUCAUUCAAGGCAUAAAUACUCAUUCUCAAGAUUUUUUACAUGGUCACACCAACAAUGUCUCCUGUGUCACAGUUUCUCCAAGUGGAUCCUAUGUGGCUUCUGGUCAGAUCACAUUCAUGGGCUUCAAGGCUGAUAUCAUUUUAUGGAAUUACAAGAAAAGGGAGAUGUUAGCUCGGCUGUCACUUCACAAGGGUAAAAUUGAAAAUCUUGCAUUCUCGCCAAAUGACCUUUACCUAGUUUCACUGGGAGGCCAGGAUGACGGAAGCAUGGUGGUAUGGAGUAUCCUAAAGAAGGAAGCAAUCUGUGGCAGUCCAGCUUCUGCUCGUAGUGCUGGGAACCCAACCACACUGGUGUAUUCCAACUGCAGGGAUGAAAUGUUCGUUAGCGGUGGAAAUGGAACAAUUCGAGUAUGGGAAUUGGACUUACCCAACAGAAAAAUUCGACCAACAGAAUGCCAAACAGGGCAGCUGAAAAGGAUAGUUACAUGCACUAUGAUGACAAAUGAUGACACCUACUUCUAUAUUGGCACAUCCACUGGUGAUGUCCUGAAAAUCAAUACAAAAAGCCGGCUGAUGAGUGACUACGGCCCAGUGAAGGAAAAAUUCAGCCUGGGAAUCACAGCAUUGCUUUUGCUGAAGACAGGCGACUUAGUUAUUGGUACUGGAGCUGGAGUUGUAGCUCUUUGCUCAGGAGCCAAAUAUAAAGUAAUCAAGAAAGUUCAAUUGAAAGGAGCUGUCACAUCUAUCACACCACGAGGGCAGGGCCACCAGUUUUUUGUGGGCACAAAUGAAGCACAGAUUUAUCGAUUUGCAUUUUCGGAUUUUAAGGAUGAGCUCAUAGCCACCUGCCACAGCGAGGCCAUCCAUGAUAUCAUUUUCCCAUUUGGUACAUCUGACUUAUUUGCUACCUGUUCCAAGAGUGACAUCCGUGUGUGGUAUACACCUGAAAAUAGGGAGCUACUACGAAUAACAAUUCCCAACAUGACCUGCCAUGCCAUUGAUUUUAUGAGGGAUGGCAAGAGCAUCAUUUCAGCUUGGAAUGAUGGGAAAAUCCGUGCCUUCACUCCAGAAACUGGGCGGCUAAUGUACGUGAUAGAGCAUGCUCAUAGUAUGGGUGUGACAGCUGUGGCUACCACAAGUGACUGCAAAAGAAUUAUCAGUGGGGGAGGUGAAGGCCAGGUGAGAGUGUGGGAGGUCAGCAAGGAAACACGAAAACUGGAAGAGGUAAUGAAGGAGCACAUCUCUUCUAUUUCAUGCAUCAAGAUCAAGAAGGAUAACCGAGAGUGUGUAACGGCCAGCAUUGAUGGAACAUGCAUUAUCUGGGAUCUUGUUCGCUUCAUGAGACGCCAGAUGAUCUUGGCCAACACCUUGUUCAAAUGUGUGUGUUAUCAUCCUGAUGAGCACCAGCUUAUCACAAGUGGCACAGACCGGAAGAUUGGUUACUGGGAGGUAUUUGAUGGCUCUCCAAUCAGAAACCUGGAGGGCUCCCUGUCUGGCUCCAUCAAUGGGAUGGAUAUUACAUCAGAUGGUGCCUACUUUGUCACUGGAGGAGAUGACCAUCUAGUGAAAGUGUGGGACUACAAUGAGGGUGAAGUGACUUUUGUUGGAGUUGGCCACAGUGGCAGCAUCACCCGCCUAAAAAUCUGCCCGAACAACAAAUUCAUUGUGAGUGUAAGUGCGGACGGUGCCAUCCUUCGCUGGAAGUACCCUUAUGCCAAGUAAUGCCUCGGAACAGCAGAUACUUCUGCUGCUGCUGUGCUUUUUUAAAAAUCUAGUUUUUAAAAUAAUAGCUUAUGCUUAUAGUGUUAUUAAAAUUUAGUAUCUCUUGGUGUUCCUAAGGGAGAUACUGAAUUGUUUCCUUUUAAUUUUUUAAAAAUUUGUUGGAGAUAGUGAGACUCUCCUAGUAUUAUUGGCCAUUGGGUCAGGUCCCAGUUGUUCAGAUUAGUUUUAUUUAGUCACUGUGAACCCCAAAUAUUUAUCCUAUUUAUGCUUGUGAUUU
Molecule: messenger RNA, 2192 nt
Organism: Varanus komodoensis (Komodo dragon)
Lineage: Eukaryota; Metazoa; Chordata; Lepidosauria; Squamata; Varanidae
Gene: CFAP52
Product: cilia and flagella associated protein 52
Exons: 14
Coding region: 26-1915 (629 amino acids)
Biological process (GO): cilium assembly
Molecular function (GO): protein binding
Source: RefSeq, a predicted model, not a curated record